This is a messenger RNA of Biomphalaria glabrata, 7162 nucleotides long. Its product is annotated as ATP-binding cassette sub-family C member 4-like. Gene Ontology annotation, cellular component: membrane. The coding region runs from base 554 to 4789 and encodes 1411 amino acids. NCBI's taxonomy places the organism in Eukaryota, Metazoa, Mollusca, Gastropoda, Planorbidae. The transcript is spliced from 31 exons. Gene Ontology annotation, molecular function: ABC-type transporter activity; ATP binding; ATP hydrolysis activity. Gene Ontology annotation, biological process: transmembrane transport. The record is from RefSeq and is a predicted model, not a curated record.
GUGUCUUUAUAACCGGACUAGAUGUGCGUGUUUUUUAAAUAAUUCUAUUUAUAGAAACAAAAUGUGUUGUUUUUUUUUUCUUUAGUAAGCGAAGACAAUCUAGUGAAUCUAUAUUGCCAAGAUUAAAAUAAUCUUAUACUUCUUUUUCAAUGUUAGAGUACUUUUGUGUGUAGAGUUGUAGACUAUUAGGACUAGCCUACUAUAAAAACUUUCUGUAGACUUUUUAAAAUUUAUUUUAGUAAUGAUAAAACUAUUAUUGUGUGGAUUUUUAUAUGGAUAUUGAUUUGGAUAAGUAUAUCCACGUGAUUGUGCAAACAGUGGCUCGCUGUUCAUCAUACGACACAAGACUUUGUGACUUUGGAGGCGAUGUGACCUGCCGCCAGCCAAACGUCCACCAAGCCUGGUGUGUGUAUGUGUGCAUUUCUCAUUGAGGCCCGGAUGUGGAUAAUUUCAGGCCGACCUCGGAGGUCCUCCGCUCGUAUGGAUUAAUUAAAAGAUCAGCUCAACUCUUUGGAUUAAUGUAUCCUAAGAUGGCCUUCGUCUCGUUUACGACAUGAGUGCCUGUGACGUCACAGUUGGUUCUCCCAGAGAUCGGGAAACUCCGAUUCGGACCAGAAAACUUGGAACUGGAGGACGGGGAAUUCCCGGAUUUUGGUGGACUGGACGAAUAUUCUGGAAAGGUUACCACCAUACUCUCGACGAAGCAGACGUCUAUGACGUACUUCCGCAGGAUUCCACUGUCAAACUUUCGAACAAUUUGGCCAGAGAAUGGGAGAAAGAGCUGUAUAAUUAUAAGACAGGUGGGAGACCCAAGCUGACAAGAGCCUUGUGGAGAUGUUACAGAACACAGAUCCUAGCAUUUACAUUGUUAAUAUUUAUGGAGGAGUGUAUGCGGAUGGUGCAGACCAUACUAAUGGGCAAGUUCAUAGCACUAUUUGAAGUCAGCAAGGUCCAUCCCAACUUCCUCUCUUCCAGUGGCAGCAUCACUGAUAACAAGACAGCAAUUGUUGACAACUCCCAUCGCCAUCAAACCAUCGCCCGCCCUGAUGUCUUCAUACUUAUCACUUUCAUCAUCCUGAUUUAUCUGGUCAGCAUAUUUCUGGAUCAUAAUUUUUUUCACCAUGGCUACCGUAUGAGGGUAGCAACAACAUCACUCAUUUACAGAAAAGUAAUGCGAUUGUGCAGCUCUGCUCUGAAACCUGCAAUGAUGGAGACUAUUAUGAACUUAAUCACAAAAGAAAUGGAUGUGUUUCCUCUGGUUGUUUUACCAGCAACAUAUAUUCUCAUUGGCCCAGUUCAGUUAGCUGUCACUUGUUAUCUGCUUUGGGAUUGGCUAAAUUUAGGUCCAGCCUGUGUAACCAGUCUUCUUAUUUUAUUUUUAAUGUUUCCUGUGCAAGUAGUCAUGGGAAGACUUUCCAGAAUUUUAAGGGAAAAAUUGGACAGUUUGACCAAUGUCAGACUCAGACAUUUACAGCUGAUAAUGUCUGGGCUAGAAGAAAUGAAAACAUCCAACUGGGCUGACUUCUGUGUUCGUGUCAUUGGUAGAACCAGAAAGUCUGAGCUUAGUCAAAUGAAAAAACUUUCAAGGCUCCAGGCGUUCAACAGCUCCAUGACCUUGACCUCUGGUAAAGCUGUGCUUAUGGCCACCUUUGUGCUACUGGUGGUCAUGGGUCAUGAAAUCAAUGGUACGCAGAUCUUCACAGCCCUGGCUUUGCUGGAGUCACUCAGAGUGAGCAUGAGCAUCCUUCUGCCAGCUGGGAUGUUGGCCCUCUCGGACACACUGACCACACUAAACAGAGUGGAGAAAGUGUUGCUUUUACCUGAGAAGACUUCAAUAAUCAGUCGACCAUCAACACUUUCCGUUAGUGAUGACACUGUUAUUCGAUUCAAAAACUAUUUUGCUAGCAGAGAAAAGAAUUUCGAUGCUCCAAUGGUUCUUGUAAAUAUUGAUGUUGAUAUUGAAAAGAAUGAACUGUAUUGUAUUAUUGGUCCCCCUGACAGUGGAAAGAGCUGUCUUCUUCUGGCUGUCCUUGGUGAGCUCGAGAGGCACAAAGGUCAAGUCUUCCAUGAUGGUAAACUGGGUUAUGUCCCUGCCUGGCCAUGGCUGUGUCCUGGGACCAUCAGGGAUAACAUUGUGUUUGGCUCAGAAUUUUCCCACUCAAGGUACACGCAGGUGUUAAACUCUUGUGCCUUGAACCAGGUUGUGGAUUCUUUUCCAUUGAGAGAUCAGACUGUAGUAGGAGAAAGAGGUCUUGCACUGGAUCCAAGCAUUCAAGCAAAAAUUACAUUAGCUAGAGCUGUGUAUCAAAACUGUGAUAUUUAUCUCAUUGAUGACAUUUUAAAAGGAAUGGAUGCUAAGUCAGCCAUGCAUAUUUUCAAAAAGUGCAUAUGUGGUUUGUUACGAUCCAAAACUCGAUUAGUUAUUACUGACAACACACAGCACACACAAAUUGCUUAUAAAGUAAUAUUAAUGUCUCAGUGCCGUGUUCAUCACAUAGGUAGCUAUGAUGAGCUCCUCGAGUGUGGAGUCAAUGUCAAUAAAAUAUUAACAUCUAGAUCUUAUAAAAAUGUGGAGGUUAGCAAGCUGGCAGACUCGACCUCUCCUCUCAUUCAAGACUUAGCCAAUGCCAGCAUGGCCUUGAGCCUCACCACCAAUCCUUUGACCAGCGGGAGCAAGGACAGUCCAGCUGGAUCAGCUUUUGACAUUCUCCAAGCAGACUUCAAGGAAUCAGGGGAUCCUCUUAUAUCAAAUGAUGGAGAUAGUAACUAUAGUGGACCGUUCCAUAAGAGGUCAAUCUACACAACUUACUUCCUCCUUGGCGGAGGAUUCUGUGGAAUUUUUUUCUUUAUCUUCACAUGUCUUUUAGAACAGGGAGGUUUUGUUCUAUGUGAGUGGUGGCUGGCCUACUGGUCAGAUAAUUAUCAAAAUGUAAGUGCAGUAACAUUUACCAAAAACUCUCUCAUUGGCCAAUCAGCGACAGUUAUAGAUUACCACAUUUUUGUCUACAUUGGCAUUGUUGCUGCCACAGUUUUGCUGGGCCUGUUUCAGGCAAUUUUGUUUUAUGCAAUAGCUCAGAAAGCAGGCUGGUUGUUGCAUGAUUUGGCUGUCGGAUCACUGCUGCAAGCACCACUGUCAUUUUUUGAUGCAAAUAGCAGAGGUGGUGUGCUUAGCCAUUUUUUGAGAGAUGUUGGCAUUGUUGAUUCUUUACCACCAGUUCUCUUGGAUCUGAUAGAGUCUCUGAGUGUCCUGCUGGCUACUGCUUUAAUUGUUGGCUGUGUCAAUUACUGGCUGUUCAUUGUGAUAGUCCCUUUGUUUUUUCUCUUCAUGUGGGCUGUGAAAAGAUUCUAUAAAGCCACACAGGAUGUGGAGCGGAUAGAGCUGGCCUCUAAAUGUGCAGUUGGAGCUCAUGUUGUGAGUAGCAUGGAAGGAAUUCAAACCUUGAGGUCCUUAAAUGUGGAGCAAAGGUUUCUACACAAGUUUGAUGUGUACCAAGACAGAAGCACUGCAGCUUGUUACCUUCAUUUAGCUGCCAACAGAUGGUUCGGUAUAAGAGUGGACCUGAUUGGUUUGGCUCUAGUCAUUGGUGUAGUCCUAGCUUCAUUCCUGGUGGUAGAGUUCCAAGGCUUGCAAUUACCUGCAUCAUUAGUGGCUCUAUCCUUGUAUUACUCCCUGAAUCUUACAAAUGUAAAUCAACCUGUCUUGAGAAAAUCUGCGGCAGUACAUUUCAAGAUGAGGUCAGUGUCACAUCUGCUGCAGUACUAUCAGCUAUCUCCAGAAGUCCCUCUUCUAGCAGAUGUAGACACACCCACACCACCUGGCUGGCCCAGGUAUGGUAUAAUCACAUGUGAGGGAGUCUCUGUUCCUCCAGGCAAUGGGGCACCGGCUAAGGGAGGCAACCUAUUGAGAAACAUUUGGUGCUGCAUCAGAGCGCAGGAAAAAAUGGGCAUGAUAUUCUGUACUGCAUCAGAACAAAGGGCCUUUCUGUCCAUGCUGUUUCGCUUGACUGACUAUGUUGGUGUUGUGCGUAUUGAUGGGCUGGACACCCUGACUUUACAGAAGAACAAACUCAGAGACAAACUCAUGUAUAUAUCCCAGAAUCCAACUUUAUUCAUUGGAAGUAUCAGAGAAAACCUUGACCCUGAUCAAAAUUUUACUGACGCCCAAGUUUGGAAGGUUCUGGAAGAGGUUCGCCUCUCCACUCUUGUCUUAUCUCUGGACAACAAACUAGCAACUGACAUAUCCAUUCUGGGAGAUGGUAUGAGUGUUGGUCAGAGACAACUUCUUCGACUUGCGUCUGCCAUGUUACAGCAAUCAAAAAUAGUCAUUUAUGAGGAACCAAGCUCUAGUCUUGACAUUAUGUGUAACACACUGAUCCAGAAUAUCUUGCGGAUUCAGUUCCCAUCCAGUACAGUGUUACACAUAGCACAUCUACCUGACACAAUCAUACACACUGACAGGAUCAUGAUUUUCUCAGAGGGAAAGAUAGCAGAGGUUGACACUCCAUACUACUUGCUGCAGAAUCCCAGCAGUCGUCUGAGUUGCCUUGUUGCAGAACUAGGAUCUGCUCAAGCUGAGAACCUACGCCAGCUUGCCUUGAACAAGCAUGAGAACCGUCCGUAUGUCGCUCCGCACAUUGACCCUGAGGACUUUCAGGACUUCGCACCUCCACUCGGAGGUGACAUGAAAGCUCCAAACAACCUGAAUGUAUUGCCAACUUUCCAUUCUUCACGGCUGGCUGGUGUGUUGAAUCAGCUUCCGACAAACAAAUUCUCCACCGACAGGCUCUAACCUAAUCAAUUCUUAGUGACUUCAUAAGACUAUGUGAUGAGAUCAUUACUUAAUGUACACAAGUCUGGCAGCAUUAAAAAUGUUCCUUUUUGGUUUCAUUGCAAUUUGGCAUUUCCCAAUGCAUUCUAUGUGUGAACAUUGAAUUUCAUUUCUAGAUAUUCAAUUUACUGUAAAUUUAGUUCCAUGUUUUGAUUACUCCAGUUACCCAUAAGCUCCUCUAAGGAAAUAACUCUUUAAAAAUACAUUGAAUUUAGAACUAAGUAAGGUGUAGUCAUUUGACAAAACUAAUGUAAAAAAAUGUGAUUGAGUUGGAAAGAUUUUCAUUUCCCUUGCAGUUUUUAUUGUCUUGUGAAACUGGUAUGGCUGUGGCUUUGUGCAGUCAAACAUUUUAAAUCAGUUAAUGACAGUGACUCCUGCAGAUCUGAGGAUAAUACGAAAUCUUGUCUAGGUCUGUAGCUACACCACACAUUACAUUUAGAAUAGGCUAUCUCAUCUAAAUUGGAAAAUAGGGGCUCACAAUAGUUUUAGUGGUAGUGUCCUCUAGGAUUAAUGAUAAUCCAUUAACUCUUUCUCUCCAUAAUUAUUAACCACAUUCUAGUGGAAUCAAUGUUGGUAUCGUCAAUAAGAGAGAAAGAGUUAAGGGUAUCCAUUCAAACAUCUGAACAAAUAAGAACAUUUCAAGUAGGACUUUUAUUGUCAUUGAUCAGUUUUAUGUCCAUACAAAUUUUGUAUAAAACAUUUCAUUAUUUAUUCAAUACUUUAUCCUAUAUUACCAUAUUACUAUGUAUAAGACUUUCUUACCAAUUUAAUGUUUUACAUUUUUACACACAAGUCAAUAUGGUUAAGAUGAAUAGUGUUUUAACUAUUUACAUGUAGACAGCUUGUGCUGUCUUAUUCCACAGAGCUUUAUUAGUUAACUUCAUCAGCUUUCAGUGUUCCUGUGAGAAUUGUUGACAAUAGAACAUCACUAGGCUUGAACACAAUGGCUAGGAUUAUACAAUGUGAUAAAGCUGCACCAAACUUAUUCUGUGCAGCAUUUUUUUUUAUACAUUUUUUUUCUCUACUUUUGAGUCUUGAUCUAGUCUGUUUUUACAUUGUGUUCAAUUGUAUCAUUACACUGAGCACAUUGUGCAGCAAAUGUUUUCAAAAGAAAUGUACAUAUACUUAUACACUUAUAAAGUUGUUGAUCAAGUGUUAUUGAUGUUAUUGAAGUGUUUAUGUCAAUGAUUUCAACUUAACAGUUCCUUUUGUUGAUAAAUUUUGUUUAUCAUAAUAAGUCAUUGUUUUCAAGUCCAAAGAAUAUGAAAGAUUGUGGAAUUUUAAUUGGUUAUGUGUUUAAUUAUGCAGUUUUAUGUAAUCAUCUAAAUAAAUUAACUAAGGUUUUGUAUGUUUUAAAUCUUUCCAUGUUGAUUUUAAUUGGUUAUAUGUUAGUUAUGUUCUUUAUGUAAUCUAAAUAGAUUAAUAACUAAUGUUAAGGUUUUAUAUGUAUUAAAUCUUUGCUUGUAGGUCAAACCUUGUCUGAAUAUUUCUGUCAUCUCAAGUUUAGCCUACACUCUGAGUGAAAGGAUUGUACAAUAAUUGAGUUUAAAGCAGUUGAAAAAAAUGUCUUUAAUUACAAUUAAUUGGUUCGAUCACUUAAACAUAAAUACAAAGUUUAAUGAAUAAUUCUUAAAUUGUUCUUAAUAGGAAUGAUAUCUAGACUAAAAUUGUGGCAUCCGUUACUUUGUGUUAACAUUUGAGUGGCCGCUAGUGACCACUAGAUCUUAUGGACCCCGUCCAUCACAUACAUUCUAGAUUUUAUCAAGUUUCCCCCUUUCAGACCUUGUGGUCUAUAGGGCAGAUAAUGUAAAGGUCAUCUGUUUCUGGGGCCUUCAGUUAACAAGGGUGUCGUGUGGCCAGCACAAUGACCAGCCACCUUUACUUUUCCCCCAACUAAUGUUAGGUACCCAUUAGAGCUGGGUGGACUCAGAGGUUCAGUUCAGAAGCUAAGUGCUUUACUGCUCAGCCACUGCGCCUCCAGAGUUUUAUCAAAGAAAAGUGUUUUACUUCAAAACUGUGUUUCUUAAAUGUACAUUUUCUGUGUUUGUUGUUUUAACAAUCAAUUAUAAAUAAUCUCUACAACUUGACAUUUGUAUUAACUGGUCUACCAUCUUGACACCUUUAUCAUCUGGAAUGCUCUACACUCGAAAUAUAUAUAUUUGGUGAUCACACUAUCAUGCCCUCUGGUCAACAACUGACCAUGUGACUUUCUGCUGAUCUUUAGUUUGUAAAAUAGUUUUUAAUAAACUUACAUAAUUUGAUUUGACAUCAAAACAAGUAAGAUUUGAUACCUUACUAUUAACUAUACUAAUAAAAUGUAUUUAUUGAUUCCUA